Messenger RNA from Centropristis striata (black sea bass), 2199 nucleotides. RefSeq names its product NLR family CARD domain-containing protein 3-like. The transcript is spliced from 3 exons. The coding region runs from base 28 to 2199 and encodes 723 amino acids. The record is from RefSeq and is a predicted model, not a curated record. Lineage: Eukaryota; Metazoa; Chordata; Actinopteri; Perciformes; Serranidae.
GACUUGGACUGAAAUUGUGAGGGUGUGAUGGCGUCCUCAACUCAGACGCUGACAGACACCAGGACUGAUGAGGAAGAAACAAGCAGCUCCUCCACACAUGAAGGUGGAAAGUGUCUGGGAGAAAAAAUGGUGACACCUCAAGAGGUCCUCUUCAGAACUUUAGAAGAUUUGGGAGCUGAGGACUUUAAAAAAUUCAAGUGGUUCCUGCAGCAGCAGGGGGUGCUAGAAGGCCUCCCAGCAAUCCCAAAGAGUCGACUGGAGGAUGCAGACAGGACAACAACUAUAGAUCAGAUGUUUCAGACCUACAGUAUAAACACGAUGCAAGUCACCAGAACAGUUUUAGUGAAGAUAAAUCAGAAUGAACUAGUGAAGAAAUUAUCAAACACCUCCUUUGAACCUGAAGAGAUUCUUGCUGAGUGCCAGAGAAAACUCAAAUCCAAAUUACAAGAGAAGUUCCAGUCUGUGUUUGAGGGGAUCACUAAAGCAGAAAAUCAGAUCCUUCUGAAUCAGAUCUACACAGAGAUCUACAUCUUAAAGGGAGAAACUGCAGAGGUCAACAUGGAGCAUGAGGUCAGACAGAUUGAAACAGCAUCCAGGAAACCAGACAGACCAGAAACAAGAAUCAGACAAGAAGACAUCUUUAAAGCCCCGCCUGGAAGAGCUAAACCAAUAAGAAGAGUGCUGACAAAGGGAGUGGCUGGCAUUGGGAAAACAGUCUUAACACAGAAGUUCACUCUGGACUGGGCUGAAGACAAAACCAACCAGGACAUCCACUUCAUAUUUCCAUUUACUUUCAGAGAGCUGAAUGUGCUGAAACAGAAAAAGUUCAGCUUGGUGAAACUUAUUCAUCACUUCUUUACUGAAACCAACGAAGCAGGAAUCUGCAGGUUUGAAAAGUUCCACGUUGUGUUGAUCUUUGACGGUCUGGAUGAGUGUCGACUUCCUCUGGACUUCGACAACACUGAGGUCCUGACUGAUGUCACAGAGUCCACCUCAGUGGAUGUGCUGCUGACAAACCUCAUCAGGGGGAAACUGCUUCCCUCUGCUCGCCUCUGGAUAACCACACGACCUGCAGCAGCCAAUCAGAUCCCUACUGACUGUGUUGGCAUGGUGACAGAGGUCAGAGGGUUCACUGACCCUCAGAAGGAGGUGUACUUCAGGAAGAGAUUCAGAGAUGAGGAGCAGGCCGGCAGAAUCAUCUCCCACAUCAAGACAUCACGAAGCCUCCACAUCAUGUGCCACAUCCCAGUCUUCUGCUGGAUCUCUGCUGGAGUUCUGGAGGAUCUGUUGGAAACCGCAGAGGGAGGAGAUCUGCCCAAGACCCUGACUGAGAUGUACAUCCACUUCCUGGUGGUUCAGUCCAAACGGACAAACGUCAAAUAUCGUCGGAAAUUUGAGAGGGAUCCACACUGGAGUCCAGAGAACAGGAAGAUGAUUGAGUCACUGGGAAAACUGGCUUUUGAUCAGCUGCAGAAAGGAAACCUGAUCUUCUAUGACUCAGACCUGACAGGGUGUGGCUUCGAUAUCACAGCAGCCUCAGUGUACUCAGGAGUGUUCACACAGGUCUUUAGAGAGGAGAGAGGACUGUACCAGGAUAGGGUGUUCUGCUUCGUCCAUCUGAGUGUUCAGGAGUUUCUGGCUGCUCUUCAUGUCCAUCUGACCUUCAUCAAGUCUGGAGUCAAUCUGAUGGCAGAAGCAAGAUGGUGGUCCAAAGUCUCUAGAGACAAACCAAAACCAAAACAUCUCUACCAAAGUGCUGUGGACAAGGCCUUACAGAGUCCAAAUGGACACCUGGACUUGUUCCUCCGCUUCCUCCUGGGUCUUUCUCUGGAGACCAAUCAGAACCUCCUACGAGGUCUGCUGACACAGACAGGAAGUAGCUCACAGACCAAUCAGGAAACAGUCCAGUACAUCAAGAAGAAGCUCAGGAAGAAUCUGUCUGCAGAGAGAAGCAUCAACCUGUUCCACUGUCUGAAUGAACUGAAUGAUGGUUCUCUAGUGGAGGAGAUCCAACAGUCCCUGAGAUCAGGAAGUCUCUCCACAGAUAAACUGUCUCCUGCUCAGUGGUCAGCUCUGGUCUUCAUCUUACUGUCAUCAGAAACAGAUCUGAACGUGUUUGACCUGAAGAAAUACUCUGCUUCAGAGGAGGCUCUUCUGAGGCUGCUGCCAGUGGUCAAAGCCUCCAACAAAACUCUGUGA